This is a messenger RNA of Varroa destructor (honeybee mite), 4766 nucleotides long. RefSeq names its product very long chain fatty acid elongase 5-like. Gene Ontology annotation, biological process: fatty acid elongation, monounsaturated fatty acid; very long-chain fatty acid biosynthetic process; fatty acid elongation, saturated fatty acid. NCBI's taxonomy places the organism in Eukaryota, Metazoa, Arthropoda, Arachnida, Mesostigmata, Varroidae. Gene Ontology annotation, molecular function: fatty acid elongase activity. The record is from RefSeq and is a predicted model, not a curated record. Gene Ontology annotation, cellular component: endoplasmic reticulum membrane.
AAAAAAGUUUUAUUUUACCGCUUUGCUGCUUUUGAAACAAACUUCUAUUGUUCAAGUGUUUUAAUUUGAAUAACAGCAGGGACGCUUCGGCACUGAGUGUCCUGUCGACUGGCGCGUUUCAUGCAAUCACUUGUGUAACAGUAAAGAUAUGUAAUAUAAUAUAAAUAUAGAAGGACGAAAUAAUACAAACGUUAUUAUGACGUACGUUAGCGCAUUGUUAUGCAGAGCGAACUAUUUCCAUUUGCUAAUGUUACCAUUUGAGGAAAAACGUUUUUAUUCUAUCCUUGAAUGCCGAGGAUUACGUUAAUAUUAUUUCGUAGCUGGACGUUAAAUCGCCGCGUUGCUAUUGAAAAACAACAAGUCCCAACUGCGAACUAAUAGACACGACGACCGAAUGAGGACAGAGCAAGCUUCCUCGUCAAUUAAAUUCACAAAAAAAAAAAUACUACAGAAACAUCACUUCCCGCUUUUGGCCAUAGAGCUGCUUAGGCAACUUUUUUUUUUUAGUCAUAUGAAAUAUUCAAAAAGCUACACCUGAUACGCUCGUUUUCCUUUUCAUGAAGCGUAUGCUUAAUAUAAUGCAGCUCGAGCAUCGUCUUCCUUAUACACUAUAAUCAUCAGUUACUAAAUAUAGGCAUCAUAAAAGCUAUGUAUUUUUGUAAGUCUAAAUAGGUUUAGUAGUCAGCACUAGUCCAAUCAGCGUAGCAGCACGCCGCUCUCGUUUCUUCAACGCUUUACGAGCCUAUAGGCACGUUUUCCGUUGCGUAUCUAAUCACGUUUAUUACUAUUUUAUAACUAAUUACUAUAGACAGUAGAUGGAAAAAGUGCAUAGAGAACUUCGAUACAAGGACGCCAUUAUUGCAACCUUCGCUCAAGAUGAAGACACAGCUGUUAAUUCACGUGACGGGCAAUAUUGUUCUCUCCUGUACCUCAGAUUUAACGCGGUGGCAAAACGUAGUGCAAAAUUUAAUGCGGCUAUGGUAAGAUCAGGCCAAUCUGUCCAUUAUUUCAUUCGACGCAACCAUUGACAUAGAUAAUCUGUGCCUAAUUGACUUGCACGAAAUAUGUGGUCUUCCAUAAAGUUUUCUAAAAUAUCUUUCUAGCUAUACUGCCUACUAUAUACAUAUUUAGCCCGAUACUGCUUUUUUUUGGAGGUACGCACAAAUGUCAUUGCACUUUUGGUAGGAAAUCGAUUUCACAGCGCUGAGGCCAAUGGGUUUUUUAGUAGAAAUGUUGUUGGUCAGAAAUGUCAGCUCAGACCCCAAAAUACCUCACACAUACAAAUGAAGAUUAACGUUAACAUAUUAAUCGGUUGACAAGCGACGAAAAAUGUUUCCAUGGUAGCGUAGUGGCAACCCGUUAAACCUAGAGACGCGUAGCGGUCUUGUUCGACACCGAGCGAGACCGCAUCUGAAGCGAUGACUAACGGCAAUACUGGGUAUGCAGCUGGGAACAUCUAUUUAGGAAAUACAUGCGUCUGUAAUAGAAUCUUUCGUUGAUGAUUCGUAAAUGGUUGCCGCAGAGAGUGCAUGUCCGCACAUUCGACAACAUACAUUCGUCACUACCACAAAAUAAUAUACAACUACCACAAUUGUGUGUAAAAAAACAUAAUCUUCUUAUAGGCAACAGAAUAUAGAUCUGUCUAUUGGUGCGACAGGGGUCCUCCUCAUCUAUUUAAUAACAGUGGACAGCUAACAUUGAAAUCAAACACUUAGUUAUAAAAGAAUGGCUAGGUUUGCUCUAGACAGCUCAGUGGGUAAUUCUGGGGACACGUAAUUGUAUAGGUUUGAGUCGGGAGGAUAGGACUUCGUGCUGGGACGCAGCCUGAAGUUCGACAUGAAAAGAGGUUUCGUCCAUCCGAAGGUCGAUGAAAACACCAUGAUAGAUUAAAAGCGAAUAAUUCACUACCAAUGACGUACAGUGUGUUUUUCUAUCGACAAAUCUGGUAUUGCCAUCUUUACCGAUUACAGUCAUAAUUAGAUGAUAAUUUACAGAUAUAGUCAAAUCGAAAAGCGGUCCUUGUUGAGUUUAGUUUUUCCGUUCAGUUUUUAAAGGAAAUGUGGUUAAUUUGAAACACAACUAAUAAAUCGUUUGGCUUCCGUUAUUGUUCAUAACUAUAUGUAUCCACAUACGUGCAUGCGAUAAUGUUAUAUCUUAUAGCUGAACUUGCUUAAGUCAGAAGUUUAAUGUAUUUAUCUAUUUUUUUCCUUUCACCUUACGGAACAGUAUCUCGUGCACGUCCUAUAUGGCGCUAAUCGUGCAUGUUCCCUCGAAAAGAAACUUGUAGUGGCCGAGUUAAAAAGAAGAGCGUUUGGUAAAGACGUUAUCUGAAACAUCAAAAAUUGUCUACCUUCGAGUGGAUUGUUCGUUGUGGUUACUACUAUAUACACAAACACGUUCGCUGAUACAAUGAACACCACCUAAUUCUACCCUUGACGAGAUGUGUCUGAAAAUAAUGGGAUGUACCGUUGAAGAUAUCUGCCAUAUGUGCCCAGGUACUUUGAGGAAAGAAGGAGUAGACAUGAAAGCGCUGUAGUAUCGUUUCUAAAUUUAAUAUCUAAAAUACAUCAGGUUUCCUUAUUGUUGGAUGACGCGAUUUCCGAGGACCGGGCAAAGCUUCAGACUCACCGAUAACCACUGACAAGGCGGUCGUUAUUGUGCGAGGAGGACACACUUGAGGGCCGCAAGUGAACUUUACUGGCCGGCUCGAAACACUCAUCAAAGGAUUUUGCUUGAAGAAGCGAUACGGCCAAUCAGUACAAUGCUGUUGACCCGAUUCCUGCCUGCGCGGGACCCGCGAACAGUCCAGUGGUUCGGUGCCGGAGACUGGAUAACUCUUCUCUACAUUCUCGGAAUGUACACCUGCACCGUAAAAGUCUUGCUACCACAGUAUAUGGCUAACCGUAAGGAGUAUAAACUUUUUGGCAUUAUCCGCCUGUACAAUUUACUGUUGGUAGGCGUAAACGCAUUCUUCUUUUGCAAUCUCAUCACGCGGACGUAUCUCGGUGGAGGGUACAACUGGUUCUGCCAGGGUAUAGGCAAGGAUCGCGUAGAUGUGGCCGUACUGCGGCUCAAUUACUAUUACAUGUUUGUUCGAAUCUUCGAAUUUCUCGACACAGUUUUCUUCGUACUUCGGAAGAAGUUCAAUCAAGCAAGCGUCCUGAACAUAACGCAUCAUUGUAUUGCCGUCGGCCUACCGUGGUACGGCCUUGCUUACGGCCUCGACGGGCAAAUCUGCCUAAUGGUUCUAAUCAACAUGGCCGUGCAUGUUGUGAUGUAUUCUUACUACUUUUUAGCAUCGUUCUCUUCCAUUCAGCCCUAUCUCAGCUGGAAACGUUAUCUGACAUUACUGCAGAUCGUGCAAUUUUUCGUUGUCGUCGUGCACAUGUCUGUGCCAAUCGUACAUGACUGUGGAUACCCGGUGCAAAAUUCGAUUCUUGUAAUUGCGAGUUAUAUCUACUUCCUCGUCAUGUUCGCCGCCUUCUAUGACAACGCCUACCAGAGUCGAGCCUCGAAGUACGCAACAUCGAAACGAUUGGAUUCUUCUCACAACGGCGCAGCACGAGCUCACAACGAUCCUUUAAAGAUUUCGUAAUACAAAACCUCAAUAGCAACAAACAAGUUUAAAUGGAAUUUAACUAAAUUUUCACUACACCCAAAUCUGUUUCAGAUCUGCUAGGGGGAAGCUCGCGGCAAAGUGCAGCUCUGUAAUUAGCAUAGCGGACAGUGCCCUUCCCUACGCCGAAAAGCGAACAUUACUAGACGCCGUUCUAGCAAUAUUCACUUCUUUUUAUAUAUAUAUAACAUGUCUCACCUAUAUAGCCUCAGGGAUAGUUAGUCAUAUAAUAUAUAUGCUUAACUAUCCCUGACGUGUCAGCCUUACGCCGUCUCUGCCUUUUCCUUUCUGGAAUAAUCAUCGUUCGUUUCUUAGGAAAGUCGUGCUAGUAGCACAGUGCUGCUACCAUAAAUACUAACAGACAUAUAGGUAUUAUCUAAUAGCCAUAAUUAUUUAAGCGUCAACGUUCACGGCCUGUUCGAGUCUUUAGCUUGCGGCAAAGUGUGCCAUUUUUUAUGUCGCGUCAUUGUUUAUGUCGUCUUACAUUUAUAGCGUAUUGUCGACGUGAUCGCUACGAGUGUUCGGCAGACGUCGGAAGAACCUGUUCACUGUAGCGCCCGCCUCGUCAUCAUAAACGAGUACAGGAUAGUUUAUACUGCGACCUGUAUAUUCGUUCGUGCUUAAAAUGCUGCAAAUAAUUAAAUCAGUUUUAACGUACUGCUAAAAUUAACUGAGCACCUAUUUGCCUUUGAGCGACCCUCUCUGCCUUUACGUUUGAUACGGUCGUCAAUAAAGAAAAAAUAGGAAACGAUACAGGUUCUACCAUCAUAGAUGGGAUACAAGAACAGAAUAAGGGCAGCCAACGUGGAAUAAACUAUUCAGUGAAUAGUCGCAAAGUUAUCUGUUUCCGAAAUCAUCUCAGAGAAUCUUGUCUACUUUUAUGAUGGAGUUAGCUUUUUUUUUCUUUGUGAACAGAGGCUGCUUUGCUUCCUGUGAACACCCAAUAAACAUCUGAGCAAUGCUGUGUCAUUUCUAGAUUUAAAAUGUAUAAGCUCUAUGAAUAUGUGCCUAUACGCGACAAAUAAGACGAUAGCGGAACUAUAUUCGCUACGUUAGUUAGACUGAUUUGCUCACCCAUUGACAUAUUUAUUUGUACAAUUUUGCCCCACUGAUUGGUCGGUGCAAAUUGAAUAAAGUAAAAUUAAAAAUU